This is a messenger RNA of Danio aesculapii, 3450 nucleotides long. RefSeq names its product protogenin homolog a (Gallus gallus) (gene prtga). The coding region runs from base 1 to 3450 and encodes 1149 amino acids. Gene Ontology annotation, biological process: axon guidance; cell-cell adhesion. The transcript is spliced from 19 exons. NCBI's taxonomy places the organism in Eukaryota, Metazoa, Chordata, Actinopteri, Cypriniformes, Danionidae. Gene Ontology annotation, molecular function: protein binding. Gene Ontology annotation, cellular component: axon; plasma membrane. The record is from RefSeq and is a predicted model, not a curated record.
AUGGCGUCUUUUAAAACGGAUUUAUACCUGUUUCUUGCUUUAUUUCUGUCAAUCUCAGGUGUUUGGAGCUUCAGUGAGCUGUUUUUUAUAAAGGAGCCGCAUGAUGUGAUGGCUAUGAGAAGAGACGCUGUGGUUUUGGACUGUCAGGCCCACGGCGAGGCUCCCAUUGGCAUCCGAUGGCUCAAAAACAGAGUCACAAUCACAGAGUCGGAGCGUGUUUAUUCGCUCAGCAAUGGCUCUCUGCUCAUAUCAGAGGUGGAAAGUCGGAAGGACAAAUCAGAUGAAGGGUUUUACCAGUGCCUUGCCCAGAACAAAUACGGAUCUAUUCUGAGCCAGAGAGCCCGCUUGACUAUCGCAAGUUUAUCCACCUUCACUCAGCAGCCGGCAUCAAUCAUAGUAAUGGAGGGAUCCGUGGCCAGAUUCAGCUGUAAAAUCACAGCCACGCCUCCACCAAUCAUCACCUGGGAGUUUAACAAAGUCACUUUACCAUUGGCCACUGAAAGAAUCACAGUGCUGCCCAGUGGUGUUUUACAAAUUCAGGGAGUUGAACAGAAGGAUGCAGGGAGUUACAGAUGUGUUGCAGCUAAUAUUGUCAGUCGACGCAGGAGCGCCGAGGCCACGCUAGCCGUCACCACAGCAAUGUCUCCCAGAGCUCUUCAAAGGCCGCGAAUCAUCGCCGGUCCGCAGAAUCUGACUGUGCCGGCUCACAGUACAGCUCUACUAGAGUGCAUGGCGUCUGGAAACCCUCGUCCGCUGAUCUCCUGGAGCCGAGCAGACCAUAAGUCCAUAGACGUUCACAAAACUAAAGUUCUCGGCAAUGGAAACCUGAUCAUAUCUGAUGUGAAAGCUCAACACGCUGGAAUCUACUUCUGCCGCGCAACUACACCUGGAACCAGAAACUACACCAUCGCAGCCGCCAACAUAACUGUGCUAGCGCCGCCAUCUCUUGUGGAGUGGCCAGAAAGCGUGACUCGACCCCGGGCAGGUACAGCUCGAUUCGUGUGCACAGCGGAGGGUUUUCCGACCCCUCAGAUCACAUGGCUGAAGAACGGAGAACCUGUGCGCUCAAACGGACGCAUUAAGAUGUAUAACAGUAAACUGGUGAUAAAUCAGAUUAUCCCAGAGGACGACGGCAUCUAUCAGUGUGAGGCGGAGAAUAUUCAGGGUUCGGUUCUGGCUAUGGCUCGUCUGAUCGUGGUGAUGUCUGAUAAUCGACCCAGUGCUCCACGUAACAUCCGCGCUGACACUGUGUCCAGCUCCGCCAUCCUGCUGGCUUGGGACAGACCCGCGUACAACUCUGAGAAGGUCAUCGCUUAUUCUGUGCACUACAUGAAGGCGGAAGGUCUAAAUAACGAAGAGUACCAGAUUGUAAUCGGUAACGAUACUACCCGCUACAUUAUUGAUGACCUGGAGGCCGGGAGGAACUACACUUUCUACAUCGUAGCGUACAUGCCGAUGGGUGCCAGCCGCAUGUCGGACCACGUCAUACAGCACACACUAGAGGACGUCCCCCUGCGUGCCCCUGAGCUGAGCCUGACGAGCCGCAGUCCCUCUGAUAUUCAGGUGUCGUGGCAGCCGCUCUCUCAUAAGCUGAGCCGGGGGCAUGUGUCUGCGUAUCGCCUCUCCUACAGGACCAGCUUAGACGGGACGCUGACACAGCUGGAGCUCUCAGCACACAAAACCCAUCAGCUGCUGGAGGGUCUGCAGCCUGACACCACAUACCUGCUCCGCAUCGCUGCCGCCACUGCUGUGGGUUGGGGAGAACCAUCCGCCUGGAGCUCUCACAGGACACCCAAAGCUUCCAGUACUAAAGUGCCCUUAGCGCCAGAGCUCCAGCUGGAGUCACUGAAUUGCACGACGGUCACCCUGCGCUGGCAUCUUCCCGCGGGCAGCAGCUCUGGACUGCAGGGCUUCAAACUCUCCUACCAUGAAGAGGGUCAGUCGGAGGCAGCGCAGACACAUAUUCCCCCACACCACCGCCAGCACACCAUCGGAGGCCUGGACCCAAGGAAGAAAUACCACAUCAAACUCUUGGCUUUCAGCUUCAUGGGUGAUGGAUAUCAGGCGGACCAGACCAUCAGCACGCCGGGAUGUGUUUCGGUUCGAGAUCGUCUGGUCCCGCCCCCUCCGCCACCUCAUCAUGUUUACGCCCACAGUAACUCCUCCUCCUCUGUGUUCCUGCACUGGGCUCGUCCCGCCUUCACCAGUGCACAGAUGCUCAACUACACGGUGCGCUGUAACCCUGUGGGCCUGCAGAACGCCUCGCUGGUGCUGUACCUGCAGACCGCUGCUCAGAGUCUGCUGGUCACUGAUUUGGAGCCAAACACUAAUUAUGAGUUUGCGGUUCGUCUUCAUGUGGAUCUGCUGUCCAGCCCCUGGAGUCCAGUGGUUUACCAGACCACACUGCCUGAAGCUCCCUCUCGAGCUCCCGUUGCAGUUAAAGUCACACUGAUCGAGGGAGACUCUGCUCUGGUGUCGUGGAAAGCUCCGGAUGAUCGCAGCGCUGCCGCCGUUACGCAUUACACCGUCCUGUACGCCACACGCAGAGCCUGGGCCGCCGGAGACUGGCAGAUGCUGCAGAGAGAAGGGAGCAUUACCAUGGCACUGCUGGAGAAUCUUCAGCCCGGUCAGGUCUAUCUGGUGCAGGUCUCAGCAUCCAAUCAGAUGGGAGAUGGGCCGUUCUCAGCGGCUGUAGAGCUGACCAUACACACUGAUGGCCAAGCCCCUCGAACACAUGGCUCCUCCCAUUCCACAGUGUUUUCUGAUGGUUUCUAUCAUCUGGAUCAGAGGUCAAUGACGGGUAUAGCGGUGGGCGUUUGCAUCGCUUUAACCUGCAUUAUCAUUUGCAUCCUCAUACUGGCCUGCCGGAGCAAAACCAGGAAAUCCUGCACUACCAAAUCCAUCAGACAGGCAGGAGGACAGACUCCGCCCACUGCAGUCCGUCUGGCCAAUGAGAGUGCAGCUGAGAGUGUGGAGGUGAUGAUGCCCAUGAUGAGAGAGCAUUUCAUCGAUGCAAAGGGUGGAACAAAUCUGAUCAUUAACAGUUACGGCCCGGUGAAGCCCACCAUUGAGAAGAAGAGAAGAAAGAGAUGGAGCUUCUUUAAGAAAAAUGAAAAGGAGGUGAAGAAAGUGUCCAGUCCAUCUUAUUCCUAUCAUCCUGGCACCACCCUGCUGUGCUACACAGAAACGUCUCCCGAAAACCGGCCGUCGACUCUGCAGGGUCUGUUUGGGCCAUCGGGGGGCGACAGCGAGGGCUCGCACUCCAGCGAGGGGAGCCACGAAACCAGCGAUUCAGGACGAUACUCUCACGACGAUACAGAAGCAACAAACGUGUCUAUCAGAAGUCGCCCUGCUUCACUACAGGACGACGGGAACCAAACGCCUGUUAACGAAAAAAUGCUCGAAUCUACACUUCAAGAACAGGAAAUAACAGACCUCCAUCCUGUUUAA